UCCACUGUGAGAAGGGUCUGUUAUCAAUGUUCUGGUGGUUAUUAUCCUAGCAGUCUCUUUCCUCAGUAUCACAUCAGUUUAAUACGGAAUACGAAAUAGGAGAACAAGUCCAAGUAAAAUGUUCACAGGUGCAGAAACAAGUUGGUUCCUAACUCUUACCCCUAGCGAACGUUAGCUAAAUGGAGCCGGAACGAACCCUGGGCAAAACGAUGCGCUCUCGUCAACACAACACCAGCGUCAAUCAUAGAUGGGUGUAUCUCACCCCCAUGGUCAACAGCUGCAAGUUGCACCUUACAACUGUCAAAUCACUAGUACCAGAAAGAUCCCAGAGGAUGUCUGUCUCUCAAGAUAUUGUAAAAGAAACAAACAUGAAUUCCGCCCAAACAAUGAGUAAUUCUAACCCAGAAAACAAGGUGCAUGCAUGUAGCCAAAGAAGAUUUGGCCAGACACCUCCACUGCCAUCAUUUGCCAGUGACUCUCCAGAUUGUCCUGCACACAAUCUAGUACCACUAGUGGGCGGUGCUGAGAGUGGUUUGGCUGCAGUUUCACAUGCUGCACAAGAAGCAAGAGACAAAUCUAAGAGACCAACACAAAGUGCAGGGGCCGCUUACUACCAUAAUGUCUUAAACCUUCUCAAGCCAGCAGGUGGUUCUGGAGGAUAUAAGUACAACGCUGUUCCUGGCUUUCCCUUCUCUCGGUUGCCUUGUGAUAGUUUUGCAUCCGAUUUUCAACGAAUUGACUUGGACAGGCGCUUUUUGGAGGUAUGUCCCCAGCUGGGCAUUAUGGAAGAACUGCAACUUCUUAACCUCCAGCACAAUCUAAUCACAAGGAUCCAGCAUUUGUCACAUCUGCGACAGCUUGUUUUCCUGAACUUGUAUGACAAUCACAUCUCUGAGAUGACUGGCAUUGAAACUCUAAGCUCUCUUAGGAUCCUUUUGCUGGGGAAGAACAGAAUCCAGAAGAUAUGCUGCCUGGAAAGCAUGUCCAAACUGAAUAUCCUGGAUUUGCACGACAAUCAGAUCUGCGAGAUAGAAAACAUUUCUCACCUGAGUGAGCUGCGAGUGUUGAACCUGGCGGGAAACAGCAUCUCCAGAAUAGAAAAUCUGCAGACCCUGGACUGUUUGACUGAACUCAACCUUAGGCACAACUUCAUCUCUUUUGUGACUGAGGUGGACCGCCUGCCCUGCUUGCAGCGCCUCUUUCUCAGUUGCAACAACAUCACCAGUUUUGAUCAGCUAGCCUGCCUUGGAGAGUCACGCUCCCUGUCUGAGCUCACCCUGGAUGGGAAUCCUGUAGCCCUGGAGACAUGGUACAAGCAGGCUGUCCUGCGCUGUGUGCUUCAUCUGAGACAGCUGGACAUGAAGCGCAUCACAGACGAGGAUCGGCGCAUGGCUGGUGUACAAGCACGAAAAGAGGAGGAGAAGAAAAGGGAGAGUCACAAGCAGACCAUUCAUAAGGAGAAGCGGCGUCUGGCCAUCCGUAACGCAGCGCAGCAGUGGGAGGGUGUCAGGGCCUGCCUGGAGCUGCCACCAACAAAUGGUGCAAAAGAAGAAAUCAGUCCAGAUAACAGCCCUGCCCAUAGCCCUGCCCAGACCAAUGGCCUCACACAGGAGCCUUCUCCAGAUGAGCCAAGACGGGUAAGCCCGGGUUCAGGACCAGAGCGACCAUCAGGGGGAACGGAGAGCAGAAUCCGCACCAACAGCCGUCCAAACAGCCCACGAGAUCCCAAGCUUGCGGAGGCAGGGAGUGGCAGUGUUCAGAGCUUGUCCCUGUCUGACAGUCACCUGGCGGAGCUGGAUGGAGACACCUUGCGUUUAUUUGGACUCGGAGCCCUGGAGGCCCUGGAGAGGGGUUGGGGAGUUCAGACGGCUGGUGCCGUCACUGUAAUAACCUUCCGCUAUAUCAGCUUUGAUGCCAUUGUACCGACACUGCCACGAAUAAGGGUCAAGUUCCCAAAUCUUUCGCACUUGAUCUUCAUGGAAACCAACAUUAGCCGUCUGCCGCAGCUGGCAGCUCUGGCUCAGGUGAGGCGCCUGGACCAGCUAACCAUCCACCCAGAGGGCAACCCGGUGGUCAGUCUGGCUCUGUGGCGUUCCUUUGCCAUCUAUCGCCUACACCACUUCAACCUGCAGAGAAUCAAUGGCCAGGAGGUGACCAUGAAUGAUGUGAUCGCUGCAGUGCGUGUGUUUGGAACUUUGGGUCAUAUAGCAGCCACCGAAACUCCACGUUGCCGGCUCCUGCUGCUGCUGGAGGAGUCGAGGAAGCGUCAGCUGCAAUUCCUGUUGGAGGGGCGUGGCCGGCGGGCAGGGCUGAGUCCAGAGGAGCUGCGAGACAACGGAAAGCUCCUGGGAGAAGGCCUUAGCAGAGCGCUGUUCAACUAUCCAAGCAGAGACUGCAGCGCAGAGAGCCCUGAGGAGGGCACUGUGGAGUCGUCGGAGCGCGCUGCCAUGAUAGAGCAGUACCUCCAAGAGUUGGUUGAAAGGGCAUCUGACACGAAUCUGAAGGGCGAGGCUCUUCACAAGCUUUGGCCGUCAAUGUUUGCGGAGAUGGUGAGAGACUGUGUGUUGGAGAUGAGGGACCGAGCGGCCUUCCGCCAAGCCAGCCUCGCAAAGCUCUCUGAGAACAAGUGAGGACCAAAGGUUCACUCUUAGACCCCCCCACCACCACCACCACCACCACCACCACCACCACAUAUGUACACAUGUGGACAUAGUUUUCCCAGGGGCUUCCACUGCUCAGUCUCAAACACCAUCUAUAAAACAUCAUCACUUAUUGACUUUAUCGGUUAUUAAAAUCUUUGGAAACUUAAGGGUGAAUUUCCCCAGUGUCUGGGAAACUCUUUCCUAAGAUGGAUGUAAACUUUUAAAGAAAGUGUCAAUAUAGAAAGUCUCAAGAAACUGUCAUGACAAAGGCGUCUUGAUUGAAUGUAGAUUUUCACUGUAAACACACUGUCUGAUUCUUCAGUGCUUGGAGCUGUAACAUACUUGAAGAAAGUUAAAGGGACUUAUAAACUCACAGUGCAUUGUGCUCCCUUCGGAGCAUCCUCUGCACUUAAAAAGCCUUCUGAAUGAACACUGUUCACCAUUACCGUCAUCAGCUGAAAAUGACCGUUGUCUCUUCUCUAGAGACUAGAAUGAUUUUUCUGUGUCUUAAAUCUUGUUUCAUGCAUCAAUCUCACACUUUCUGCUGCCUGACAUAAAUGGAAGGGCACAAACAAGGACAAUGACUUUUCUUUGUUUACCACUUAUUUUCUGUAUUG
Messenger RNA from Xiphias gladius (swordfish), 3259 nucleotides. RefSeq names its product leucine-rich repeat-containing protein 49. Gene Ontology annotation, molecular function: protein binding. Bases 180 to 2630 code for a protein of 816 amino acids. The record is from RefSeq and is a predicted model, not a curated record. The transcript is spliced from 19 exons. Lineage: Eukaryota; Metazoa; Chordata; Actinopteri; Istiophoriformes; Xiphiidae.